AUGGCGUCACCCGCCGUGCUCUCAGCGACGCCCGUCGGUGGCGGGACCCGCGUUUUUGAAUACCCCCCUCGGGACCUCGACAUCCAGGACUGGAGCACCAUCGACGCGAUCGACUUGAGCUCCUUCUACACCCCAGAGGGCGUGGACCAGGGGAAGCUCGCGGAGCUGGACUCGGCCGUGCGGCUUCUCGUCCAGAACGCGGUCGGCCCCGCGCCGGGCGAGGACGCCGAUGCGUCCGUGGCGCGCCUCACGCGUGCCUGUGUUGUCCUGCAGCUGGGCCUCGAGCUGCAGUCCAUGCGCUACGACGACGUCCUGCAGGAGGUGGACGAGAAGGACGCGGAGCUCGAGGACUACCGCGCGGAGGUGUCGGCGCUGCAGGCGCGGCUGGACGCGCGCUACGACGAGCAGGCGGAGCUGGCGGCGGGGCGGGGAGUCGGGGCCAUGGAGGCCGAGGACCUCCGCAUUCAAGUCAGCCAGCUGUCCACGGCGCUGCAGAGCGCCGAGCAGCGCGGGGAUGAGCUCCAGGACCGCAACGUGGCGCUGGAGGACCGCGCGAGGGACCUGCAGAAGGAGCUGGACGCGGUGCGGACCAACGCGGACGCCCUGGACCGCAGGUUGCGGCUCGCGGAGGACGAAGUGCGUAUGUUGCGGAUGCAGGCCGACGCCGACGCGAGGUCGCGCGGACACAACCGGCUCAUGGCAGGCGGGCUCGAGGAGGAGCUCGAGGUGCGGAAGCGCGAGGUGCGGAAGCUGCUGCGCGACAACGGCGACCUGGACGCGCAGUGCCGGGAGCUGCGGCGGCGCGAGGCGGAGCUCAAGGGCGAGCUGGAGGAGACGUCGCAGGCGCUGGUGGCGCUGUCGGACAGCGAGAAGCGGUGGCGGGCGCGCGAGGCGGACCUGGCGCUGCAGGCGGAGGAGGCGCGGGACCGGGCGACGGCGCUGGCGGCGGAGAACGACGACGUGAAGCAGACGGUGAUGCAGCAGCUGCGGGCGAUGGAGGCGAUGCAGGCGACGUUCGACCGCAACUACAAGAUCUGGGAGGAGGAGCGGGCCGCGCUGGACGCGCAGUGCCAGGCCCUGCAAGACAGGAUCGACCGCGUUGCGCGAGCGCCGACGCAAGAUGGGGCGGAGCGCUCCGACCUGGACGACUCGGAAGUCGGGUCGACGCACGGCGCUGGCCGCCUGCGGGAGGAGCUGCUCAAGGCGCAGGAGAGGGAGCUGCUCCUGAUGGAGGCGUACGAAGACCUCGAAAGGAACGUCGGCCGCGAGGUCGACGCCGCGCUGGCCGAGGAGCGCGAGCGCACACGCGACGACCGCCUCUCCGGCAAGGUCGCCGAGGACGAGCUCCGGCGCGCGCGCGACCGCAUCCAGCACCUCCUGGCAGACCUCGAGCGCCUGCACAACGACGUCGAGUACCACGCGGAGAAGAACAAGCAGUACGAGCGCGGGUACGGCCUCCAGGACGCGGUCCUCGAGCUCAAGGCCUGGCGCGACGACGCCCUGCAGCGCGAGCGCACCAUCAAGGACCUCGGCGCCAGUCUCAACGAGGUCGGGGACAAGUUCGAGCAGCUCCUGGAGGAGAACCGGGCGCUGCGGGAGCGCGCGGGGCUCCCGGAGUCGGCCGCGGUGCCGCUGGCGGGCGUGCGGCUGCCGUGGCGCGAGGAGGCGGCGCAGUUGAAGCAGCUGGUGGCGCACUUGGAGUUGGAGCUGCAGGGGCGGGCGGACGAGGAGAUGCGGCUGCGGCAGGAGCUGCGGUACCGCGUGAAGUGGUCCGGGUCGAACGCGGUGCGGCUGGGCCUGAGCGAGGCGCAGGUGGCGUACGUGGAGGAGGUGAUCGAGGGGCUGAAGGGGGGGGGGUAUGGAGACACCCCCGAGCAGCGCGCGCUGCAGAGGAUGGAGGAGCGGCUCACGGCGAUGCAGCGGCGCCUCGAGGCGCUGCACCGCGUGUCGGCGAUGCCAGAGGAGGAGCGCGCGCGGCUGCUGCAGGCGCUGGCCGAGUCGGGCCCGACACAGGGGGGACUGAUGAUGCCCGUGUACCAGAUCGCGCAGGGCCCGCCCGCGGUGUCGCUGGCGGAGCUCCGGCGGCUCGAGGAGUCGCUGCGAUCGGUCGUGGAGCAGCUGGGGGAGGUGUUGGAACGGGCGGGCGCGCAGGGGGGGGGACUAUUGCGGGUGGUGGAGGAGGCGCUCGCGACGGUGCGGGGCGCGGUGGGCCGCGCGCAGGCCGCAGGCGACGCUGCAGCGGCGGGCGGCACGCCGGGGGCCGCGCUGGGCACGCCGGGCGUGCCGACCCCCGGGAUGCUCAACACCCCAGGGGGUGUCUCGCGGGUUCCGCCCGGCAGCGGCGCGGAGUACCUGCGGAACCUGUUCCAGGCGAAGGCGACGGAGCUGGCGCAGAUGCAGGCGGAGCUGGCGGAGCGCGCGGGCGUCGAGGAGGCGAUGCGGCGCGAGCGGGACGCUCUGCGGGCGCGGCUGCGCGGGGAAGGGCGCGGGGGGGCCGACGGGACGUUCGUGUCGAUUCAAGAGCUGCAGGAGGCCCAGGCGGAGAUCCAAGCCCUGCAGACGCAACUCGUGGAGGCCCUCGAGACGUCCUCGGUGCGCGAGCGCGAGUCCGCGGCGCUCGAGGACGAGCUCAGCGCGGCCCACGCCGCCCUGCAGCAGGCCCGCGACCAGACCGCGCUGCUUUACCGGGAGUUCGCGCGCGUGCGCGCUGCGCACAUUGCAACGGAGCGCGCCCUGAACGACAGGCUGGAGACGGCGACGACGGAGCGGGACGCGGCGCAGCGCGCGGAGCAGGAGGUUCAGCGGGUGGUGCGCGUGCUGUCCGGCGCGGAGGGCGCGGAGGAGGGGGAGUCUGACGAGGCGCGGAUGAAGCGGGCGCUGGUGGAGGCGACGCGGCGGAUGGCGCUGAGUCAGGCGCGGCUGGCGCGCGUGGGGCGGCAGGUGACGCUGGUCGAGGCGCGGGAGGCGGCGAAGUCGCGCGAGGUGGGGGAGUUGAAGGGGGAGUUGACCGAGAUGGGAGCGGUGCUGCGGGCGCGCGUGGACCAGCUGGAGCGGGCGCGCGCGGAGGCGGUGCGGCGGCUGGGCGCGCAGGUGCGGCGCGUGGAGCAGUCCGUGCCGCGGGAGGCGUACCGGGCGCUCAAGGACCGGUACGCCGCGCUGGAGCGCGCACACAAGAAGCUGCUGCAGCACAAGGCUGCGGGCGGGCACGCCGAGGGCGAGGUCAUGCGGCUCCGCGAGGCCCUCGCGAAGGCAGACGAGGCCUGGGCCACCGCGGUGCGCGACGCUGCCGAGGCGAAGGCGAAGUUCGCGGCCGCCAACACCAACGGCGCCGGCGACGCCAUCGCGCCGGGCCUCGGCGGCACCCCGCGCCCGCAGGACGAGGUCGUGCGGCUCUCGGUCGAGCUCGAGGGCGAGCGCGCGCGUCUGCAGCGCGCGACGCGCGAACUCGACCUUGCACGCGACGCGCGGGACCAGCUCGAGCGCGACCUGCAGAACGCAGAGCGCGACCUCGCGGACAAGGUCGCGGCGCUGCAGGCGUACCACGACGGCGAGGAGGAGCUGCGGCGGCAGAUGGCGGACAUGGUUCCCUUGGCGGCGGUGGCGGAGCACCAGCAGCGCGUGGAGGAGCUGGAGGCGACGCUGCGCGAGGCGGACGAGGGCCUCGCGGCGACGCGAGCGCGGGCGGACGCGGCGGAGGACGCCGUGGCGCGUGCGGAGGCGGAGGGUCUCGCUGUGCGCGCGGAGGUGACGCACCUCCGGCAGGGGCUGCGCGACAUGGCGCAGGGGUCGGAGCACGCGCUGGUGGUCGCGCGGCUGACGGAGGAGAUCGUGAGCGUGCGGAGCAAGGAGGCACUCGUGCGCAGUCAGCUCACGCGGUCGGAGCGCGACCGCGAGCGGCUGUUGUCGUCGGUGCUGCGUCUGGAGAGGGAGGUCGGGCAGCGCGAGCGCGUUGCGGACGUUGUUGGGGAGCGAGCGCGGGCGCUCGACGCGGCGCUGCACCAGGCGUCGCAGCGGCUGCUCGCGCUGCAGCACGGCGGCGUGCAGGCGCACCAGGCACGGCGGUGGGCGCUGGCGACGGCGGAGUACGCGCGGAGGGUCAAGUGGCUGUCCGAGCAGCUGGACCGCAUGCGGGAGCUGCUGCUGGAGAGCGAGGGGGGGCGGCUGAAGGCCGAGUCUGACCUGGAGGGGUACAAACAAUCGCACGUGCUGGCGGAGGGGAGCGAGAGCGACGCGCGGCGCGAGGCGACGCGCAUGCGCGAGCAGGCCGCGCGGCUCCGUCUGGAGCGCGCGCGCAAGGAGCGUGAGGCCGCGAUGCUCCGCGAGCGCUCCUCGUACCUCGACCGCGUCAACGCGGAGCUCGAGGCCCGUCUCCAGGGGUACGAACAGGAACAGGAGGACGACGUGGGUCGGGCGGAGCGGGAGCGCGAGGCCGCGAUGGCGCAGGCGCGCGAGCUGCAGCGGCGGCUCGAGUCGAGCGCGGUCGACCUCGCCGGCGUGUCGUCGCGGCUCGAGGAGGCGCAGGCGGAGGUGCGCGCGUUGCGGGCGCAGCAGGGCGCGGCGGCGGCGGGCGGCGGCGGCGGCGGUGGGCGGGGCGGCGCGGGGGGGCUGACGCGCGUGCACCGCGACGCGCUGCUGGAGCAGAUAGAGCGGCAGAAGCAGGCGCGGAUUGAGAACGCGGGUUUGAUGCGCAAGGUGGAGGCGCUCGAGGAGGAGCUGCGGCGGAAGGAGAACGAGACGCUGCGGGCGCUGACGGAGCGGGACAGGGCGCUGGGGGCGCUCGAGGGCGCGGGGGGGCUCGGGCGGCUGUACCGGGAGCCGGAGGCGGACGCGAUUCAGGGGCCGGGGCGGGCGCCGGGGGCGGCGGCGAUCGGGGAGGCGCACCUCGCGGAGAUCCGGCGGCUGGAGCUCAAGGCCGGGCGGCUCGAGGAGGACAUCAGGAGGCUGAUGCAGGAGCGCGCUCAAAUGCGCGACGAGCACCACCAGGAGAUCCAGAGCCUCCAGGACCAGAUCGCAAACCUCGAGGACGGCCUUGCCGCGCAACGCACGCGCCCAGCGGCGUCCACCCACCACACCCAAACGACCCCGCGGCCCCACAGCACGCCGCAGCGCCCGGCUGCGCACAGCGUCGCCGUCGGCCAGACCCCGCGCGCCGCCCCUGUCGACGCCGCCGCCAGCCCGAUGGGCCGCAGCGCCGCCGCCACGCCGCGCCAGGGCCAGCACGCACGCGACGAAGCGUUCGUUCGCGACGACGCAGCGCCCCCUGCUUCGAGAGGGCACAGCGUGGCCCCGACGCCGCGCACGGCGACGCAUCCUGGAACGGCGGCGCGUGGGUCCGCAGUGCCCAGUCAUGGGGAGCCGCCGAUAGGCUUCGAGCAGAGCAGCACGCCGGAGAGCAUCUCUUUCGGGAGCUCGUCGCACCCGGGCGACGUCGUCGGCGAGGUCCGCAGUGCGCAGGCAGCGCAGUCGCAGACGGCGCCGCUUGCGAUGGCGCACGCCGGCACCGGCACGACGCCUGUGGCGCACACAACGCAGGGCACGAUGGCCGCGACGCCGGCGCCGCGCGAGGGCGUCGUGGACGUCACGGCGCGCCGGACCAUCGAGGAUCUGCACGUGCGCAUAGAGAACCAAGCGUCCGCGCACGACGUCGAGAUGGCGCAGCUGCAGGGGCGCUUGGCCGCGCUGCAGCGCGAGGUGGAGGUGCGCCGGGCCGAGGCGGAGGGGUACCUGCGCGAGCUCCACACGGCGCGGAGCUACUCGACGCGCCACGCCACGCAGACCCUGCGGUCGCAGCUUGCGAAGCGCGACGAGCUGAACCGGCAGCUGCGGAAGGCGUUCAAGGACCUGCAGAGCAAGGUCGAGAAGCUGGAGGAGGGCCAGCGCGUGCGCGACGCCCGCGACGCCGACCGCACCGCGACUGCUGUGGAACAGGCGCAAGAGAAGAGCCGGAAACUCGACUCGCAGCUCCUCCGUGCGCGCGAGGACCUGCGGGACCGCGACGCCGAGAUCGCGGAGCUCAAGUCCGCGCUCGACACCGCGCGCGGCCGCCUCAGCGCCGCGCAGCGGCGCCUCGACGAGGAGCUGGCUGCGUCGCGCAAGUCGUCACCGGAGCGCAAGAGCCCUCCGCGUGCGGGGCGGUCGGCGGCGGAGUCCGCGCGGAGGGCGCCGGGGCGGGGCGCGCGGGCCGAGACGGCGGAGCGCGGGGUGCAGGCGGUGGUGGGCGACGGCGGGCCGUUGCCGGUGCGGAUGGUGGUGCGGGUGGAGGGCAUGGGCCCGCUGACGAAGAAGGAGGUGGCGCUGGAGCACUGGGAGGAGGGGAAGCGGCUGAAGAAGAAGAUCGAGGGCCUGGAGACGAAGCUGAAGCAGAGAGCCAAGCAGCUCGAGGAGGCGCUGUCCACAAGCAGCUCCCUCUCUCGACGCAUCGAGCGGCUCGAGGGCGAGCACACCCUCCUGCAGCAGCAGGCCGACAGCGCGGCGAGCAAGGUCCGCAAGGCGCAGGAGGCGGCUCGGCAGCGGUCGGCCGGCGCGGAGCAGGCCGCGGAGGCCGCCCUCGCGGCGCAGGCGGUCGCGGAGACGCAGCUGCGCAACGCGCUGGCGGAGCUCUCCCACGUACGCAAGGAGGCGGAGCUGCGCGUGCCUCCGGAGCGCCAUCGUGCGCUGCUGGAGCGGAAACGUGCGCUCGAGAGGGAGGGGGGCGAUCUGAAGGAGAAGCUCGCGUCCGCGGAUGAGACCGUCCAGGACCUCAAGAGGCGUCUCGCGGAGCAGCAAUCGCGCGCGUUGCAGUCGACGUCGCGCGCCGAGCUGUUGCAACAGCGGGUCACGCGGGCGCAGCGCGAGGCUAGCGGGGCGCGCGCCGACACGGCCCCGCUCCGCGCGGAGCUGGAGGCCGCCGCGCGGCGCGCCGAGACGCAGCAGGCGCAGAUCGACGACCUGCGCGGGAAGUGCCGCGCGCUGGAGGCACAGUGCGAGCAGUUGCGCAGCGCUGCCAGCCGUGGCGUGCCGGCCGAGGUGCUGGAGGGAGUGCGGCGGGAGCGGGACGAGGCUGUGGCAGCGAGGGAGGCGGCGGAGGCGGAGAGCGAGCGGGUGGAGGCGGAGCUGCAGAGGGCCCGGGAGGUGGAGGUGGCCCUCAAGUCGGAGCUGGAUGUGGUGCCUCAGUUCAUCGAGGAGAUAACGGGGCUGCAGGCGCGCGUGCGGGAGCUGGAGGAGCAGCUGGGGGCCGCGGGGGGCGGUGAGGGAGACGCCUGA
Molecule: messenger RNA, 7242 nt
Organism: Pedinophyceae sp. YPF-701
Lineage: Eukaryota; Viridiplantae; Chlorophyta; Pedinophyceae
Source: the annotation of a GenBank genome assembly